Molecule: messenger RNA, 180 nt
Organism: Chondrus crispus (carragheen)
Lineage: Eukaryota; Rhodophyta; Florideophyceae; Gigartinales; Gigartinaceae
Exons: 2
Coding region: 1-162 (53 amino acids)
Source: RefSeq, a predicted model, not a curated record
AUGACCCAUACCGCACAAGCGCGAAAAAUUACGCCAUCCUUUUCCCAUCCACAGUGCGCACAACGAAUUGCCGUUGAGCAUAGAAAGCUCGCGGAAAUACCGGCAACCUCUACCCAACGUUCAUGCAAUAACCUCGAUCACCUCUUCCUAAACGCUGCCUGAAUCCAUCGCCGGCGCAUA